AUGCAUUUACUUGAGGGAUUUUACAUGAUUCCUUUCUAUUUACUCUAUUCGGAGUUAUAUGGAAACAUAAAUGAGAAAACAUUGGACAAGCCUAAGCAGUUUAGCUCAUUUGCAAAAUGCACUACUAUUGAAGAGAAACUGUUGGCUCUAAAGCCAAAGAAUCUGGAUUUUGUUCAAGCUGUUGGACUUCCUCUUACAAUUGAGAGAGCCUAUGAUGGUUUAGAAGGACUGGAUUUUCUGCUGACAAGUGUUUGGUACCUCAAUAGUCGCGCUGCUACUUCAAGCACAGGAAAACUGGAGCUAAUGAAGAGCUUGGGAGCUGAUUUGGCAGAGAAAUUCGAUGUAGUUUAUGAUGCAGUACGGAAAAAGCCAAAUAAUGACCAUGAGCAUGGAGAUGCAUAUCAGGCAGCAAAAGUGGAAUUUUUCAGAGUAUUUUCCCUGGUAAUAUCUCGAGGAUCAGUGGUCAAAAACAGUUUGGUUGGUUAG
Molecule: messenger RNA, 486 nt
Organism: Vitis vinifera (wine grape)
Lineage: Eukaryota; Viridiplantae; Streptophyta; Magnoliopsida; Vitales; Vitaceae
Product: 2-methylene-furan-3-one reductase-like
Exons: 5
Coding region: 1-486 (161 amino acids)
Molecular function (GO): oxidoreductase activity, acting on the CH-CH group of donors, NAD or NADP as acceptor
Source: RefSeq, a predicted model, not a curated record